This is a messenger RNA of Alosa sapidissima (American shad), 2794 nucleotides long. RefSeq names its product coenzyme Q8B (gene coq8b). The transcript is spliced from 16 exons. Gene Ontology annotation, biological process: ubiquinone biosynthetic process. The record is from RefSeq and is a predicted model, not a curated record. The coding region runs from base 247 to 2130 and encodes 627 amino acids. NCBI's taxonomy places the organism in Eukaryota, Metazoa, Chordata, Actinopteri, Clupeiformes, Clupeidae. Gene Ontology annotation, cellular component: extrinsic component of mitochondrial inner membrane. Gene Ontology annotation, molecular function: kinase activity.
CAAGGAAGGAAUCCGAACAAGGAUGUCGGGUUGCAGGUAUCAAGCAACCUAGCCUGUUAGCUUUGGCUAAAUCCUUGUUAGCAUGAACGUUAGCUACCUGCGGUUGACAAGCCUGAUGCCUCUCUUACCUCUCUUCCGGACACGAGAGGACUUGCGAAACAGCGUCCACUGUACGUUGUGGGAAGGACAUCUCAACAGAGACCAACCUAUAUUCGUAGGAGUCAAUCUAGCUUCCCACACCUAAACAUGAUGCUUGCAGAGGUACUCCAGGUUUUGCGGGGUGCUGGUAAAGUGGGGGCUGCCUUUGUCACCAUCCAAGGUGAACAGCUGAGACUGAUGACAUGUAACACUACAAUGGGAGCAGGAGUCAAAGCUGCUCAGGCUGCUGUAACAGAUGUCCUGAGUGCUGUCAUGGGUGGUGGGCAGCAAGCUAUAAAAGAGGAUGAGUUCCCUGACAGUGAGGGAUGGGAGGAGAUGGAUCAGAGUGAGGCUGAUAAGUGGGCCAUGGGGGCUGAGUUCCCCCCUGAUGUCGAUAAGACAGGCACUGACUUUGGGGGGAUGCCUGGUGGUACCCCAGGAAGCACGACCAUGGGCGGUGGUGGAGGAGCCUCCGGUUGGCCGCGUCAGAGUGCCCGUUUCCUACAUGUUGCCAUGCCCCUUCGGCACUCCAGGUUCGUCCAUGACUCAUUGACUGCCCGAUUGACCCCGGAAGACAUCAAGAAAGCCCGGGAGGCGAAGCAGGGCACAGCCAAGGCAAACAGACAGAAGCUCAGUGAACGUGCCAAAGAGAGGAAGGUUCCAGCCACAAGGCUAAGCCGACUUGUCAAUUUUGGAGGUUUGGCUGUGGGGCUUGGUCUGGGGACCAUAGCGGAGGUGGCCAAGCAGUCCAUUGGAGGCAAGCGCUCAGAGAAGACUGCCUUUCUGGAUUCUGCUAUCCUGUCAGAGGCCAACGCAGAGAGGAUUGUGGAAACUCUGUGCAAAGUGCGAGGGGCUGCACUGAAGAUUGGGCAGAUGCUCAGCAUACAGGAUAACAGCUUCAUCAACCCCCAACUGCAGAAGAUCUUUGAGCGGGUCCGACAGAGUGCCGACUUCAUGCCUGUCUGGCAAAUGAAUAAAGUGCUUCAGGAGGAGCUGGGACCCGGCUGGAGAGAGAAGCUGUCCUCGUUUGAAGACAGGCCCUUUGCCGCUGCCUCCAUCGGCCAGGUGCAUCAUGGGAUGCUGGAGGACGGGAGGGAGAUCGCCAUGAAGAUCCAGUAUCCAGGGGUAGCACAGAGCAUCAGCAGCGACAUCGACAACCUGAUGUCAGUGCUGAAGAUGAGUGUAGUUCUGCCUGAGGGUUUAUUUGCAGACAGCAGUCUAGAGGUCCUUCAGAGGGAGCUUGCCUGGGAGUGCGACUACAAGCGGGAGGCAGAAUGUGCCAAGCGAUUCAGGGCUCUGCUGGCAGAUGAUCCAUUCUUCAGGGUACCAGAGGUGGUGGACGAUCUGACUGCCACCCGUGUUCUGGCCAUGGAGCUGGUCAAUGGUGUGGCACUCGAUGGCUGCGUGGAUCUGGACCAGGAGACCAGAAAUAAGAUCUGCUUUAACAUCCUCCAGCUGUGCUUGAGAGAGCUCUUUGAGUUCCGCUUUAUGCAGACAGACCCCAACUGGGCCAACUUCUUCUACAACGCAGAACAAGACAAGGUCAUUCUGUUGGAUUUUGGUGCUUGCAGAGAUUACCCUGAGACAUUCACCGAUGACUACAUUGAGGUGGUGUAUGCAGCCUCAGUCGGUGACCGGGCCACUGUGCUGAAGAAAUCUACAGAACUGAAGUUCCUCACAGGCUUUGAGACCAAGGCCUUCCAGGAAGCCCACGUGGAGGCGGUGAUGAUCCUGGGCGAGGCCUUCGCCUCCUCCGAGCCCUUCGACUUCGGGAACCAGAGCACGACGCACCGCAUCCAGAACCUGGUCCCGGUGAUGCUGCGUCACCGGCUCACGCCGCCCCCGGAGGAGACCUACUCGCUACACCGCAAGAUGGCCGGCUCCUUCCUCAUCUGCUCCAAGCUGGGCGCGCGCAUCGCCUGCCAGGACAUGUUCCGCGACAUCUACAACGCCUACCAGCAGCGGCGAGUGGCUCGUGCUGCACAGGCUUAAAGCAGCACUCAUAAAUGGCAGUUCAUUGGACUGUGUUUGUGUGUGUGUGUGUGUGUGUGUGUGUUUGUAUGUGAGAGAGCACAAAACAAAUUCAAUUUGUUUGUAUGCUAACUGGGAGAUUGAUCCUGUGUGUGAGAGAGAGAGAGAGAGAGUGAGAGAAUGCAAGAGCAUAGGGAUCAGCAUAGUGCUGCCAGGCCUACUGCAUCGGGCUAAUUUGGCCCAAUCAGAAACUCCAUGGACAAAAAAAAAGCCCUGCUGUUUGGACUGCCUUAUGUCAACAUCCGGAAAGCCAAACCUAAGGAGACACCAAAUGUACUGGUGCGGCACUACACUGCAUCACCCUCUCUAUGAGGGGGACCCCACAGAGAGGAAGACCGGAAUGUUCUUGGUUGUGUUAUAACACACAUCAAUACUCUGCGUGCUGUGUAAUUUGAAAAAUCACGAUGCUUGCCUUGGACAAGAUUAUUUAAAUUUUUGUAGAAUGUAUCUGUUUUGGUGUUUACCAGGAAAGCAUGUAAUAAUUUAUGGGGUGUUGGUGGUGUGGUUGUAACGCUGUCUCGAACUGUAAAGAGGCACUUUCAUUGUUAAAUCCCUGUACUGUAAGAUGUCUUCUGUAAAUAUGCCACAACUGUCAUGGCUCUCAUAAAUCUAAGUCUUAUAUAAA